Arabis nemorensis is the source of this 1017-nucleotide messenger RNA. NCBI's taxonomy places the organism in Eukaryota, Viridiplantae, Streptophyta, Magnoliopsida, Brassicales, Brassicaceae. The record is from the annotation of a GenBank genome assembly.
AUGGAGCCUGCUCAAAUCGAUUGGAAACGAAUCGAUUCUCGUUUUGUUGAAGACGUCUUUUACGAACACAUUAGAGCUCCCAAAUGGUUCGAUUUCUCGGACCCAAAUCAUCUAGACUCCAUUGACGAUGAUGCUUGGUUCUGCAAACCUGAAUGUAAUCAUCCAAAGAGACCUGAAGAUUUCUUCUCAACGCCUACUUCUUCCAAGCAUCCAAGUCUCAAGGAUACGAAUGAGACUCCAGGAGGAUCUAAAGAACGGAAUCAGUGGAGGGGACAUUCAUUAUCACCUUGUGAAAAUCAGAAUCCAAACUUCGCCACACGUCCAAGCAACCAAGCAAAAUCAUGGCGAGCAGCAGUUAAAUCAAGUUCUGUCAAGAGGAUGAACAAAGAAAUACCGAAGCUAAAGAGUACACAAUCAGCUAGGAAUCUGUUUUCAGGGAGAGAUAUAUUAGGACAUAUCUCAGAGUUUUGCUAUGAGUUGAAGAGAUUAGCCACAAGGGUUACUGAGAGAGAAGAUACUGGGAAAUCCGAAGUGAAGGAGAGUUAUCAAGUGGGUGUAAUAAACGAGCCUUACUCUGCUCAUGACUUGGAAAUGAAAAAAGAAAGAAAACCAUUGCUUGAAGUAAGCAAAGAUAAGCUACACGAGUCCACAGAUGCUAAAGGAAGCACCUUUAAAGAGAAUCGUAGAAGAAAGAAGAGAGUGGAUGACGCAGAGAACAUUCCUGUACCUACAAAUGCAGAGACUCUGAAGAACAGAGGAGAGGAGCGUAGAAGAAAGAAGAGACUAGAUGAUGAAGAGAACAUUCCAAUCCCAAUCCCUCUAAAACUGGAGAAUGUAAAGAACAAAGGACACGAACGGUUGCUGCAAAUCAGAACAAACCCACCAUCUCCUCAAUGCUUCUCAGAUAAUCGGACAGCUUCUUUGAAAGCCUUGAGGUCCACAACUACGGUACGUAAUCAAUCCUUAAAGUCUGAAGUCCAAAGACUUAAAGAGACCCUUUUAGUCAAAUCACUAUAG